This is a messenger RNA of Kwoniella mangroviensis CBS 8507, 1554 nucleotides long. RefSeq lists its product as uncharacterized. The transcript has 9 exons. The record is from RefSeq and is a predicted model, not a curated record. The coding region runs from base 1 to 1554 and encodes 517 amino acids. Lineage: Eukaryota; Fungi; Basidiomycota; Tremellomycetes; Tremellales; Cryptococcaceae.
AUGGAAGUAACCUUAGACGAUAGUUCGCCAUUAUUCAAGUACCGUGGGACUUGGGUUAGACAACAUGAUCAAGAUCCGCAGAUCAAUCAGUUUUUUGAGAAAUGUUUUUAUUUCACGAAUAAUGAGAACGACUCUGUCUCUCUGAUGUUCAACGGUACAGGUAUAACAGUCUAUGGGUCCAAGAACAGUGAUCAUGGGAUGUACGCCAUUCAAUUAGACGGAAUGAACAUGACCACUUCAGAUGGAUAUUCUGCCACACCGUCUUUCCAACAGAUCUUGUAUUCUGUCGAUAACUUGUCAUCGACUCAAGUGCAUACACUGAUAAUCACCAACGUCCCUUCGCCCGCUGAGCUACAACCGGCACGAUUUACACUUCUAUUAUUUGAUGACGCUUCGUCGAUCAUCACUUACACAGGGAGUAAUUGGGUGAGGGGUACUCCAAGUGAUGAUUACUACGGAACAACAAGGAUGGUCAGUAAAGAUUCAGGUGAUUUUAUGAAAUUCAGCUUUAGUGGAACGAGUGCGGAGCUAUAUGGAGCAGUGAACUGGGAUCAUGGAAACUAUUCUGUCAUUAUCGAUGGUAUCCAAUCCCAGAAUAAUAUCUUUAACGGCUCUUUCUAUGGUCUUAGACCCAAAACUUCCCUCUUCAUGAUCAACAAUCUACCCGAAGAUCACCACGAGAUAAUCGUCACCAAUCUCGGUCAAGGUGCUAAAGGGAAUUACUUUGAUUUCGAUUACGCAGUGAUCAACUCAACUGUGGCAUCAUGCUCCUCGACUCCCACAAAUGAUGUAGCCCCUAUUGCCAGCACGACCAUCGACUCUUCCAGCUCCUCAUCUUCUUCCGACUCCUCCAAUUCCUCAUCUACCGGAUCAUCCUCGAACCACGUCGCAGCAAUCGCGGGUGGUGCGGUAGGCGCAGUCGUAGGAGUGGCUUUGGUGAUUGUUCUGGCAUGGUUCCUGUUCAGACGUAAGAAGUAUACCCAGGUAGAUGGAGAUAGGUACAUGAGUAGGAAGGAUAGUAAAGUGGAUCUGAAUGGUGAAGAAGUGAAGCCAUACCAUAGUGGAUUCAAUCUCGAUAGCACAUCCGCUUAUCUUGAUCCUCGACCAGCGGGAGCACCUUUUUAUACCACAUCCGGGCAAUCUCCUUCAGCAUCGAUCACAGCAAGAGAGACUGAUCAAACUUCCCUUCCUUUCCUUACUGCUAUCCCUCCUCCACCAGAUGCUCAAGCGACUUCGUACCCUGCAUCAACUGUCAAUCGAUCAAAUACCAUGCAUAGUCACGGACCACCAUCGACUGAUAUCUCCCAUAAUACGUUUGGUGUACCCAUAUCGAGAGGUCGCGGUGGACCUCCAUUCCCGCAUUCAGAGGGAAUUGCUGAAGCUGAAGAAACUCCACAAGCUCCAAUUCCAAUAAAACCCGGGAUGACUUUACCUGGAAGAUAUCAAGUCGAAGGCAGAGAACAGGAUCUGGGACCUUAUAUACCUGAUGAAGAAGCAUAUCAGGUGCAGGGAACGUUACCUCCUGAUUACAGACAGGCUACCCAGCCUCCGUAG